This is a messenger RNA of Drosophila montana, 1476 nucleotides long. Its product is annotated as terminal uridylyltransferase Tailor-like. The transcript is spliced from 7 exons. Gene Ontology annotation, molecular function: RNA uridylyltransferase activity. Lineage: Eukaryota; Metazoa; Arthropoda; Insecta; Diptera; Drosophilidae. The coding region runs from base 407 to 1375 and encodes 322 amino acids. The record is from RefSeq and is a predicted model, not a curated record.
GCUUGCGGCGACGCUUCGAGGUUGAGGUUUUUUUGUAUAUUGGUUUCUAUAAACAAAGAUUGAUUUGUUUGUAUACAUAUAUCAACUCUUCAGCGGCCAAUUUGCUUAUUCAACGUUUGAGUGCACAACAGCCGAGCGUUCUAUUCAAAAUAUCAGGGCUUAAAUAUAUUUUAAAAAUGUUCGAGGCGGAAAAAGUGAUAAUUCGAGAUUUAGUGAAAAGAAUCGGUCCAAAGUACAUUCGUACCAAAAUCAAUUGAAUGACCUGGUAUUUUUGUGUGGUGGAAAAUUUUGACAAAUUGUGUCGCUUUGGUCACACUUUACUUACAGUUAAUUUGGUAAAUUACCAGAAAGUCUCACAGUACUUAGAACUUGAAACUGCCUCGCUUGCCGCAUAUUGAUCGGAAAGAUGUCUUUGCAUCGCGUUACAUUUUGGUCGGAACUCUUGGAAAAAGUUCUCAUUGCCGAUGAUAUAAAAAAUAAAAGGGACGACGCUCAGCUUGAAUUGGAGACAUUAUUGAAAUCAAAGUUGCUAAGCAACUCAAUAGGAAUUUAUCCCUUUGGCUCGCGUAUAAUGGGAGUUGGACAGGAAACUUCAGAUUUGGAUGUUUACGUUGAGUUGGACAACAGCUUCUACGAAUACAGUGAAUCACCCACUAUGGAAGUCUUGAAACGACAACGAAUUUUGUCAAAUGCUUUUAACUCAGAGUCAAGUUGGAAGCGUAUUGCCACCUAUGGCGGAAGAUGUCCCAUCGUGACGGUCAAGCAUACGACUGGCUUGCAGUGCGACAUAAGUUGCUUGAACGGGCUGACCUAUAGACAAAAUAAACUGGUCAUGUAUCUCUUUGAAAUACAGCCUAUAGCUCGCUAUAUGGUGAUCUAUUUACGAGGCUGGAUACAAAGUAUUGGUCUGCAAACAUCUUUUCGUAGCCAUAUACUCAUACUAAUGGUCAUAUUCUUUUUGCAACUACAUAACCAUCUGCCUGGGAUUGAUGGGCUUCAGAAAAAUCUAGAACCAACUGUUGGACCAUGGGUUACUACGUUCAAUCAAUUGAAGUUAUCAGACUUUAAGAUGAGCAAAUUAGAAGUCGAUGAGGAUAGUACGCGUUCAGUUCUUAAGCAAUUCUUUCAGUUCUACGCCAACUUUAACUUUGCCAAGUAUGCAAUUUGCCCUUAUUUGGGAAGGUAUGUGGAACGUGUAUCAUUUGACAGACAUAUGCCCCAAAGAUAUACUCAAUUGCGCUGUAGAGAUAACAAAUUUACACGGUUUACCACGGCCAUUCAAGAUUUCAUAUUUCUUGACUUCAACAAGGGUUGGCAAAUAAAGGGAAUGCAUGUUCGUGCACUCCAAUAUAAAUGCCGAAAAGAACUUGAAUAAUGGACGAUUACUAUAUAUACUAUAUGCAUUUAUAUAUUAUUAUAAAUAAUAUUUAAUAUAAUUUUUUAAUUCAUAAUUCAUUAAAUUCAUAAACCAGCUUA